CAGCAAAACAGAAUAGACAUUUACUAUGUCCUGGAGAAACUCUUACAGCAGGACACCCAGGGCCUAGAGAGACGGCUUCUGAAGAAAAUAAUAACCCUAGCCUCAAACCACAUGACAGAGACUCAGGAAGCAAGAAAUGAAGUAAAAGUGGCAGCUAGCAACACCUUAGUGACUCUGGCACGCUGCUAUUUCAGUGAUGUCAUGUUAGAGCUGGUGUAUCAUCUGGAGCUGCCUGAAGAGUUUAUUUUCAUGACAUUGGGCAACCUGUCAUCCGCCUAUGCACUUAAGUGUAUCCCUUUUGUGGGAAUGAUCCUGAAGGACAUGAUCUCCAUGUUGGCGUUAGUCAAGGACAGCAGGAUGAGACAAGCCUUUUGCGGUGUUCUGGAAAAAUGCUCAAGGGCAGUGAAUGUAUAUUUUAUGAACUGGGAAAAGUGCCCAUUCCCCAGAAUGGGUGAAUCACAAUUCUGCAAGAACAUUCUUCCCUUAUAUUGUCAUGUGACCAGCAACUGGCUGACCUGUGAGGAGCUGGAGCUCAAGCAGGCCGUCAUCAAAGCCCUUGGUCCCAUGAUGGGCAUCCUGCUACACAAAAAGGAGCCGCAAAAUCCAAUAUUUAAAGAGAUCUCAUGGCUCCUUGAGCAAUAUAAGGAGGAAAUUGAUGUUUUUCACGUCACCAAGAGUCUGAGCCAGCUCUUGGAGGUCUCUGGUGAAUAUAAGAUCCCUCUACCUAAAGCGAAGUUUCAAGCCAUCUGCAGAGCUCUGCACAACCAGAUCUGUUCUCCAGCUAAGCAGCUCAGCAUUGAAAACCACAAAGAGCUGUUCCAUUGUGUACUUCUGCUAGCCCGUUCUUCUCCUGAUGACAUGCUAGCAUUUCUACACAAGCAGCAGGAGAUUGAGCAUGAGGCCGUUCGUGUGAUGUCUUUAGAGCUCCUGAGGGCUAUUGUUGGGGCUGACUGUAAGUAACACAGGAGCAACUGUGCCAGCUGCCCUCUUGGCCGACAUGCUGAGGGUUGAGUUGAGGACAUCCAGAGCUAAAAGCUUG
Caretta caretta (loggerhead turtle) is the source of this 1039-nucleotide messenger RNA. The record is from RefSeq and is a predicted model, not a curated record. NCBI's taxonomy places the organism in Eukaryota, Metazoa, Chordata, Testudines, Cheloniidae.